Beauveria bassiana ARSEF 2860 is the source of this 1383-nucleotide messenger RNA. Its product is annotated as alpha-amylase A type-3. Gene Ontology annotation, molecular function: calcium ion binding; alpha-amylase activity. Bases 1 to 1383 code for a protein of 460 amino acids. Gene Ontology annotation, biological process: carbohydrate metabolic process. The record is from RefSeq and is a predicted model, not a curated record. The transcript has 3 exons. NCBI's taxonomy places the organism in Eukaryota, Fungi, Ascomycota, Sordariomycetes, Hypocreales, Cordycipitaceae.
AUGAAGCUUACUGCAUCGCUCACACUGCUGACCCAGGCCCUGGCAGCCUUGGGCGCCGACACAACCUCGUGGAAGUCGCGCACAAUCUACUUUGCCCUGACGGAUCGCGUGGCGCGCAGCGAAAACGACAAUGGCGGCAACGCCUGCGGCAACCUGGGAGACUACUGCGGCGGCACCUUUCAAGGCCUGCAGAGCAAGCUGGACUACAUCAAGGGCAUGGGCUUUGAUGCCAUCUGGAUCACCCCCGUGGUUGAAAGAGAUUCUGCUAGGGGUUACCACGGAUACUGGGCCAAGGACCUGUAUUCCAUCAACAGCCACUAUGGCACUUCUGAUGACCUCAAGAAUCUUGUCAACGCUGCACACGACAAGGGCAUCUAUAUGAUGGUUGACGUUGUUGCAAACCACAUGGGCAAUGGUCCCAUCAGCGAAAACAAGCCCUCGCCUCUCAACCAGGCCUCCUCCUACCACCCGGCAUGCGCCAUCAACUACGAUGACCAGCACAGCAUCGAAGUUUGCCGCGUCGGCAACCUCCCCGACCUCGACACCACUGAUCCCGCCAUCCGCAGCCUGUACAAGGACUGGAUCAAGUGGCUCAUGCGGACGUACCAUUUCGACGGCAGCCGCAUCGACACGGUCAAGCACGUCGAAAAGGACUACUGGCCCGACUUUGCCUGGGCCUCGGGCUCCUACACCAUUGGCGAGGUGCUCAGCGGCGACCCGGACUAUUUUGCCGGCUACGCCAAGCUCAUGGGCGGCCUCGUCAACUACCCCAUCUACUUCCCCCUCAACCGCUUCUACCAGCAGCAAAACUCGUCGCAGGCCCUCGUCGACAUGCACAACCGCGUCGGCGCGCUCGUGCCCGACGCCGCCACCCUCGGCACCUUUGUCGACAACCACGACCAGCCGCGCUUCCUGGCGCAGAAGAACGACGUCUCGCUCUUCAAAAACGCCCUCACCUACGUCAUGCUCGCCCGCGGCAUCCCCAUUGUCUACUACGGCUCCGAGCAAGGCUACAACGGCGGCGGCGACCCCAAUAACCGCGAGGACCUCUGGCGCAGCGGCUACCGCACCGACGCCGACGUGUACAAGUUCCUGCAGGCUCUCGGCCGCGUCCGCAGCGACCACGGCGGCUUGCCCGGCGACGACCACGUGCAUCUGUUUGUCGAGAAUGACGCCUACGCCUGGAGUCGCCAGGACGGCGCCGUCGUUGCCCUCACGAGCAACAUUGGCCAGGGCCAGCAGCGCCAAUUUUGCUUCUACACGCAAAAGAAGAACAAGACGUGGAGGGGCGUCUUUGACGGACAAACGUACACCUCGGGCGGAGACGGAAAAAUGUGCGCCACGGUGCACAACGGCGAGCCAAUGGUUUUCGUUGCGCAGUAA